Messenger RNA from Cydia fagiglandana, 843 nucleotides. Its product is annotated as gastrula zinc finger protein XlCGF49.1-like. The transcript is spliced from 4 exons. Gene Ontology annotation, biological process: regulation of transcription by RNA polymerase II. Lineage: Eukaryota; Metazoa; Arthropoda; Insecta; Lepidoptera; Tortricidae. Bases 152 to 757 code for a protein of 201 amino acids. Gene Ontology annotation, cellular component: transcription regulator complex; chromatin; PcG protein complex. The record is from RefSeq and is a predicted model, not a curated record. Gene Ontology annotation, molecular function: RNA polymerase II cis-regulatory region sequence-specific DNA binding; DNA-binding transcription factor activity, RNA polymerase II-specific.
UUCUGCAGAGCCCGCGGUCAAGUCUGAGCUAAAUGAAGAUAGCGCUGGUGACUCUGUGUUCAAUUUGUUACAUGUGGAGCUCAUAGUAAAGACAGAGAUUAGUGAAGCACAAACGGAGGAAAUUUUGAAUGAAGAUCCACUAGUAAACCCGAUGGCGUCAGAUAUGUGUGAAAACAAUUGGACGUUGCCAGUCACGCCGUCAGCGCAGCGCGCGGCACGUGCUAAGGACCAACUCUCGAGAAUCCACGAAAAAAAGCGAGUGAAACGUAAAAAAGAAAGUAAACCUCACGAUAAACAUACAAAUAAACAAACGAACUGUAAAGAAAAUAAACUAUAUUAUUGUGAAACGUGCGGCAAACAGUCCAAGGCAAGAUAUCUUUUAAUCAGACAUAUCAAAACUCAUAUGACUCGUCGAGAGCGCUAUCCGUGUAAAAUAUGCAAUAAAUCCUUGUUGACAUACUCUGACCUGAAGCGACAUCAACUCAUACACAUAGGGGAGAAACCAUACACCUGCGAAGAAUGCAACUUGAAAUUUUCACAAAAAGGCAACUUGGACAGGCAUAGACGAAUUCAUACUGGGGAGAGACCGUUCGUUUGUGAUGAAUGUGACAAGCAAUUUGCCAGCAAAAGUAACUUGGACCGUCAUAAAAAGCUACACAGCGGGGACAAACCAUACAUGUGCGAAAAGUGUACAAAGCGUUUUACACAAAAAGGUAAUCUGCGAAUACAUAAAUGCAGUGUUUAUAAUAACGGGUAGAUUAAAACAUUGUAAAUUAUCUCAGAUUGUGACAGACCAGUACACGCUUUACAGCAGUUUCUGUGUUUUAUUUUAAUAUUAACUCC